This is a messenger RNA of Anas platyrhynchos (mallard), 4641 nucleotides long. RefSeq names its product angiotensin II receptor type 2 (gene AGTR2). The record is from RefSeq and is a predicted model, not a curated record. NCBI's taxonomy places the organism in Eukaryota, Metazoa, Chordata, Aves, Anseriformes, Anatidae. Gene Ontology annotation, molecular function: C-C chemokine binding; angiotensin type II receptor activity; C-C chemokine receptor activity. Gene Ontology annotation, cellular component: membrane; external side of plasma membrane. Gene Ontology annotation, biological process: calcium-mediated signaling; neutrophil chemotaxis; regulation of apoptotic process.
AGCCUGCUGGUUAUGGAGCCUGUGAUGCCCAUUGCCUUUGGUGUGCUGCACAGUCCCAAAGCAAGGGCAGCCACUGGGGUCAGACAUCCUCCACUUUGAAUUAGCAUUCAAAAAAGUGGAUGAGUGGGGGUCCAUCCUGGUGAGGGACCACUGCUGGCAGCAGCUGACACUGCUGACAGGGACUUCUGUGGCUGCCUUCCAUCCAACAAGUGAAGCCUUGCCUGCAGAGCACAGCCCACAUCUCCCCAGUAGAUGGGCUGUUGCUGCAGAGGAGAUCACAGUUGGGGUACUGAGGCUUCUGGAUGUUUACUUUGCCCCAGUUUUCAUUUUCCAGAAGCCCUCUUGGAUGAUGCAGGAGCUUCUUCUAGAAAGAGGCUGGGGCCAGGUGUAACAUGAGAGGCAAGGGAGGAGGAAGCAGAUGGAAAAACUCAGUUUUGUGUGGAUGGGAAGUUAGUGUGAUUUCACAACCUUGCUGAUCUGCUAACUUUGGUUGUGUGCUACUCCAGUGCAGCCUCAGAGCCAAGUCUUCUCUCUGCCACGUGGAUUUUUCCUGCUGUUCUCCUUGGUUUGAGCAGUGUGCAUGUCUUUGCAUGGACUUGGGCAGUGUUUUCCCAUGCUACUAAUUGGGAUACAGGAUCAGCCUCCUUACACAAGCAAUGCCAUGAUGUUCCCCUGCUUUCUGUUUCUUUAUGUUCACAUUAUGGUUAGUUUUGCCAGUACUAACAACCUAUUCCUCUCUCAAGUUUAUUAGCAAGCACCGGGACUCUGUAAAGUGAGUGGGAAUUCCCCUGCCUAUAGAGGUACACAGAUCCUAAUCUUGGGGCUCUCACAUCUUGCAUGUACAUGGAGGGGGGCGCAGAAGGGGACCGUGUGUGGGUGUAUCCUCCUGGCCCAAGAACUGCUGGAGAAACCAGCUUUUGAUAUUUGUGUGAAUUAUUUUUUUUCUUGCUUGCUCUUUUUUUUUUUUUUUUGGUUGUCUUGUUCCUCUCUCCUGAUUUACUGCAUAUGCUCACGUGGCCUUGGAAAGGGGGGUUCUCAAACCGUUUCACUUCCAAAAGGAAAAGAAGCUGGCAGGCAUUCAUAUUUCAGUCCUCAAGUUAUGUAUGUUAAAGUCUCCCAGUGGGAAAAUGGAAGAUAUAAGAGAGCAGAGAGCUGGUGGAGAUACUUGUUAAGCGAAAACAGAAGAAAGAAGCACGUAACCCUAGAGCUACAUCCAGACAAAUUAGAGGUUUCAGAGGUGAGCAAUGUGAUAGAAAAGUGCCACUAGCACAUGAAUUUCCUGCAGAAGCUCCCUUUCUGCCAGCACCAACAUGCAGAGCAACUACUCUGUGGUCAUCACCACCAGAGAAACUCUCCAAGUCCUCUAUACAAUGCUGGCAAACUCAUCGGCUGCAUUGCGCUCUCUGCCUCCCUGCCCACUUGCCUCUUCGGAUUACCAGUUUUCAUUAAUUCCAGCAUUUUUCUCCGUGGUUUUUGUUCUGGGUUUGGUUGGAAACAGCAUUGUAGUUGUGGUGCUCUGUCGUCACAGUAGCCCCAAAACAGUUGCUAAUAUCUACAUUUUCAACUUGGCCGUGGCAGAUUUGCUGUGCCUCGUCACACUUCCCUUCUGGGCUACCUAUUACUCACAGAAGUACAACUGGCUCUUUGGAUCUCUCAUGUGCAAAAUCUCCGGUUCUGUCCUGUGCCUGAACAUGUUUGCAAGCACAUUUUUUGUUACGUGCAUGAGUGUGGACCGGUACCAUGCUAUUGUCCAUCCUAUUCGCUCUCAAAGAAGAACUCCACAACAAGCGUAUUUUAUAGCAACGGUUGUGUGGGGCCUUGCUGGUUUUUCCUCCCUUCCAACUUUUUAUUUCCGUGACACACAUUACAUUAAAAGCUUGGGGGUGAAAGCUUGCAUUAUGGCAUUUCCUCAUGAGAAUUAUGCGAAAUGGUCUGUGGGAACAGCCUUCCUCAAAAAUGUACUCGGCUUCUUCAUCCCCUUGACAGUGAUCACAACAUGCUACAUCUGGAUCAGGAGGCACUUGCUAAAAGCACAGAAGUUUGGGAAAAACAAGCAGAAGAUGGACAAAGUCCUGAAGCUGGUGGCUGCUGUUGUUGUGGCCUUCUUAAUUUGCUGGCUCCCAUUCCACAUUUUAACCUUUUUGGAUGCCCUGGCUCAUAUGAACAUUAUUAACAACUGUGAUGUGACAGGGAUCAUUGACACAGCACUACCGUUUGGCAUCUGCAUGGCGUUUGCCAACAGCUGCAUCAACCCUUUGCUGUACUGUUUUAUUGGCAACCAGUUUCAGGAGAAGCUCCAUCGCUUGUUUAAGCGACGAGUUUAUCAGUUCAACAGCCAACAAGAGAGUUCUUCUUUGAGGAAAGGGAGCUGCUUCAGAGACGCUGAGACCCCCGUGGGCAGAGAGAGGGGCCCUGAAUCCUUUCUGUAGACACUGGGUUGUGACAUGGGGCUGUGUCAGUACAGCUGGCUGCCCCUGAAGUGGGGACACGUUUUUCUCCAGUUCCUUUCAUUUUUUGUCCUUUCACUCACCAGCUAUGUGAAGGAGAAUCUGAGGAUUUAUUCUUCCUUCCUUUUCAUAAUGAGCACUAAAGGGAAGAUUCUGGCAAAUAACUGUAUUGAUGGCAUAUCUGCUUAUAUGUGCCUGAGAUCAGGCAAGUGUUUAAUACAGAAAGAUAAGAUACACCAGAGGAACAUUUCACCAUAGCUACAACUGUGUAGGUGCUGAGUAUUACACCCUGACUGCGCUGAUUUUCUAAAAGAGAUUCUCAUUAGGGAAUGUGUAAAUAAAGCAGUGCGGAUACUUCUGUACCUAUCUGUAAGAAAAUAUUUGAUCUUUAUUAUGUACACACACACACACAUAUAUAUAGUUUUGAAAAUAUAUUGCUAGAGAUAACAUAUGUUAAAUGCAUCAGAUAUACCUCCUGCUUGCUUGGGCCCAGGAUCCUGAGAACAGGUGGAGACAUGGAUUUGCAAAUUGCUGGAGGCAAAAGAGAAUUAGAGGGGAAUAGUCCUACCACAUGAAUGUUUUUAUACCUUUUUCAUAGCAUGUAACAGGUUUGCAAGCCGGGUAGUCCUUUCCUUUGGUCCACUGUGGUCACUUUUGACAGUAAUGCCCUAGGAACAGUCCUGGUACACCAAGUCCUGGUGCUACAUGAGUGAGAUAAGUUCCACACACUGUCCAGCAGCCUUCAGGGAAAGGACUUGCUGAUGGUCUGGACUUUUUGCAUUUCAAAUGUCACUUACUACUGUAUUUUUUGGGUACUGUACACAAAAACCCUAAAUGACUCUGUCUUGACACCCAGAAGCAAAACCAUGGUGUGAUUGCUAAGACUUGCCCACAUCUCAAUGCAUAAGCUUUCUCAUUUAUAAAUAAAAGAAAGGGGAAAAAGAUUGUGGCAAAUAAUGACUCUAUUUUGAGGUUAUGUUUGAUUAUUUGAAAUUUGCUUUUGCUAAAGAGAUACUGAUUCUAACCACCAAUGUGGAUCCUUCCAAAAUGAUUGUGUUUACUAGGCUCAGUAUAAAAUUUUUUAGCACCAUGCUCAAUUUCCAGCAGGCUGUCCCCAUGCUGGAGGACACAAGAACCAAAAGAUAGUUAGCUUCAGUGAAAUGUGUCCAAAAAGUUACCCUUGAAGCUUGUCUAAGCACUUCUGAGUCCAUAAAUCAGAAAUUAUACGUGCUGCCAGGGUAACAAGGAGUCUGGCCUCCCUGAAAAUCCCAGUGCUGGCCAGUGCCUGGGAGCCUUGGGAACAUGAUGCAGGAGCCAUGUAUCACUCUUAGAGCAGGGGCAUGUUGCUUUGCUGGUGCCCUUGAAAAUAGGAUUUUGCAAGAAAUCUGGCAGUUUCAGAGUGAUGUGGGAAGAAAUUUUGUGCAGAACUGAGCAAAAUGGGGCCUUCAGGAAUAACCACUUCUCCCUGUCCUGGUUUGGUGUUCUGGUAGUAGGGUAUGCAGCUGCAGAGAUGCUUAUCCCAGAAAAUGGAAGAGACGCCACUGUGUUUCCCCUGGAAUGUUUUUGUUGAAAAUGUUCCGACAAGCUAAUAGUGUCUGGGGCGUUGGAUAUUUCUGGAAGGACAAACUGUUAAUUGCUUAGCAAUGAACACAACAACACAGUCAUGCUACUGCAGAACAAAUAAUUAUACUAAUAAAAUUACCAGGUGUUCAAAGUGGUAGGCUCAGAGGUGUAAUAAGAGGCUGUAGAGCCUUUUUACCUUUGCUGCAGUACAGAUUAGGUCAGUAAUGAGCACAACUGUGCCACUAAUUGGCAUCUUGGUAGUCUCAAAACAAAAUACAAACUACAUGAACUGACCCCACUCCUACCUGUGCUUCAGCUGUAGCUGUUCUGGGCGUAAGUACAGCUUAUAUAUUUUCAACAAGUCAGUUUGGACCUGCUCAAAAAGAACAGUUUUCAUCCAGUCCUAUGCCUGUGCAAACCUCCACAGGUAGGAAAAUAAGACAAAAAUCUGAAAUCUAGCUGCAGUUAGAUUUACACCUGUGAGAGGCAAGGAAAAUGAAGAUAAAACUUCCCAGAGGAUAGAGCAGCAAUGCAGGGUCUCCCAUGGCUGCAGCUAGAGAGCAGAAAUCAAUGACUGCUUCUUGGGGCUGAGAGCUGCACUCUUUUCUUAGGAAAAAAAAAUAAUAAUAAA